Molecule: messenger RNA, 3047 nt
Organism: Neopelma chrysocephalum (saffron-crested tyrant-manakin)
Lineage: Eukaryota; Metazoa; Chordata; Aves; Passeriformes; Pipridae
Gene: DDX11
Product: DEAD/H-box helicase 11
Exons: 26
Coding region: 54-2696 (880 amino acids)
Biological process (GO): establishment of sister chromatid cohesion; nucleobase-containing compound metabolic process
Cellular component (GO): nucleus
Molecular function (GO): ATP binding; hydrolase activity, acting on acid anhydrides, in phosphorus-containing anhydrides; DNA binding
Source: RefSeq, a predicted model, not a curated record
CGUGCGGCCGGUUCCCGUUCCCAUACACGCCGUACCGCAUCCAGGAGCAGUUCAUGGAGGCGCUGUACGGCGCGCUGGAGGCCGGCCGGGUCGGCAUCUUCGAGAGCCCCACGGGCACGGGAAAGUCCCUGAGCCUCAUCUGCGGGGCCCUCUCGUGGCUCCGGGACUUGGAGGAGAAGAAGCGGCAGGAGGAGGCGCGGCUCCUGGAGGGGCUGAGCCCGGCGGAGCCGGGACACGCAGGAAGCACCGACGCGGCCGGGGAACCGGACUGGGUGACGGCGUUCGUGCAGAGGAAGGAGGAGCGGGACAAGGUGGACAGGCUAAAGGAAGAGCAGAUCAGGAGGAAAAAGCGAGAAGAUCGUCUCGAGAAAAUUCGCAAUAACGUGCAGUUAAAAUAUGCAGCAAAGAGGAAGAGAUCCGAGGAGGAGGAGACAAAGCGCCUUCUUCAACUCAGCAAGGAGGCUCUGUCACAGGAAGCUGGAGCAGAUGUUCUGGACCAGCUGGAUCACAAUGAGGAGGAGCUGAUUCUUGCUGAAUAUGAGAGUGAUGAAGAAAAGAAAGUGGUAUCUGGGCUGGAAGAAGAUGAUGAUGAUUUGGAAGAGGAGCAUGUGACUAAGAUUUACUACUGCAGCCGCACUCACUCCCAGCUCUCUCAGUUUGUGCGCGAGGUGCAGAAAAGUCCUUUUGGCAAAGACACGCGUCUGGUCUCCCUGGGAUCCAGGCAGAACCUCUGUGUGAAUGAGGAGGUGCGACGCUUGGGUGCUCUCCAGCUCAUCAACGACCGCUGCAUGGAGAUGCAAAAGAACAAACAUGAAAAGAAGAGCGAUGAAGAGAAUGAAGGGAAGAAGAGACGUGUGAGCCGUGCCGUGUGCCCAUUUUAUUCCUAUGAACAAAUGCAGUUUCUCCGCGAUGAAGUUCUAGUGGAAGUGAAGGAUAUUGAGCAGUUGGUGUCUUUGGGAAGGGAAACCAAAGCCUGCCCAUACUAUGGGAGUCGAUAUGCCAUUCCUGCUGCUCAGUUGGUGGUGCUGCCUUACCAGAUGCUCUUGCAUGAGCCUACCAGAAGCGCUGCUGGGAUCAAGCUGAAGGACCAGGUCGUAAUCAUUGACGAGGCCCACAACCUCAUAGACACCAUCACCUGUAUCCACAGUGCGGAGGUCAGCGGCUCUCAGCUUUGCUGUGCCCACUCCCAGCUGUCCCAGUACAUGGAGCGAUACAGGAAACGUUUGAAGGCAAAGAACUUGAUGUACAUUAAGCAGAUCCUGUAUUUACUGGAGCGGUUUGUGGCCAUGCUGGGAGGUAAUGUGAAUCAGAAUCCUGGCUGUCAGACAGUUUCCCAAACAGUUUUUUCUCCUUUUCCCCCUUUUCUUUCAGGGACAGUGCUAAAAUCCAUCAAUGACUUUCUAUUUCAAAGCCAGAUUGACAAUAUAAACCUCUUCAAGGUUCAGCGUUACUGUGAGAAGAGCCUCAUCAGCAGGAAGCUUUUUGGGUUUGUGGAGCGAUAUGGAGGCCCUGCCGCAGCUGUGAAAAACAACAAGGAGAACCAGAAGAUGGCUGGUUUGCAGAACUUUCUCCUGACCCUUCAGCAGGGAUCUGAUAAGGAGGCAGGUACCCCCCAGAGCCCUCCUGUGGAGGGUGAGAACGACCAGCUCCGAGCUGCCUCUCCACUGAUGCAGAUUGAAGGAUUUCUGUCAGCCCUCACAAAUGCAAACCAAGAUGGCAGAGUCAUUCUCAACAGACAAGGCACAGUUGGUCAGAGCAGUCUCAAAUUCCUCCUGCUGAAUCCAGCUGUCCACUUUGCCAAGGUGGUGGAAGAAUGCCGUGCUGUAAUCAUUGCUGGAGGCACCAUGCAGCCGGUGGCUGAUUUCCGAGAGCAGCUGCUGUCCUGUGCUGGUGUGGACCCUGCACGUGUCGUGGAGUUCUCUUGUGGACAUGUGAUUCCUCCAGAAAACAUCUUACCCAUAAUCCUCUGCAAUGGUCCUUCCAACCAGCAGCUGGAAUUCACCUACCAGACAAGAGACCUGCCCCAGAUGAUGGAUGAGACAGGUCGGAUCCUCUGCAACCUGUGCAACGUGAUUCCAGGAGGUGUGGUGUGCUUCUUCCCCUCCUAUGAAUAUGAGAAGCAGGUGUAUGCACACUGGGAGAAGACAGGGCUGCUCACCCGCCUGGCAACUAAGAAGAAGAUCUUUCAGGAGCCUAAGAAAGCCAACCAGGUGGAGCAGGUGCUGGUGGAAUAUGCCAAGUGCAUAAAGCGCUGCAGCCAGGCAGGAGGACAGAUGACAGGGGCCCUGCUGCUUUCUGUAGUUGGAGGCAAAAUGAGUGAAGGGAUCAACUUCUCUGAUGACCUGGGAAGGUGUGUGAUCAUGGUGGGAAUGCCUUACCCCAACAUUAAAUCUCCAGAGCUUCAGGAAAAAAUGGCUUGGCUUGACAAAACAAUGCCCAGAGCUGCUGGCCAGGCACCUAGCAGAGUGCUGAUUGAAAACCUGUGCAUGAAGGCAGUAAACCAGUCGAUAGGCAGAGCCAUCCGGCACCAGAAGGACUUUGCGAGCAUCCUGCUCCUGGACCACAGAUAUGCACGCCCUGCCAUCUUUAACAAACUGCCACAGUGGAUCAGGGAGAGAACCCAGGUGAAACCUGCCUUUGGAUCAGCAUUUGCAGAAUUAAGAAAGUUCCAUCGAGGGAAGUUGGAUGCUUUGUGACGUGGCCCAGAGAACAGACGGUAUUCACCUCUGUGAGUUACACCUCUGAAAAAUGGGUGAAGCAACACAAUCUGCUUUUGUAUACCAUGGACUUUGUAAAUCUCUGCAUUCUGCCUCCUUUGUGGAUGUUUGCUGUUCAGUAUCUGAGCAUUAUGAUGGUGAGACAGCCUUCAGCACCAUAACCGUGAGGGAAACUGGUUGUAGGUCUGAGGCAGGUGAAGGUAGUAGCAGCAGGCUUCUAUUUGUUUACAGCUGUUAAGGUUUUAUUUAAAUUGAUUAAAUACUUUCAAAACAUUAAGUAUGGGGAGUAUAAUUAUUUUAACUGAAUACAUCUGUUUUUUCCCAUCAACC